This is a messenger RNA of Paramuricea clavata, 198 nucleotides long. Lineage: Eukaryota; Metazoa; Cnidaria; Anthozoa; Malacalcyonacea; Plexauridae. The record is from the annotation of a GenBank genome assembly.
AUGGUCUUCUUGGAUAUAAGUAAAGCUUUUGACAAAGUGUGGCAUAAAGGUCUCCUUUUUAAGUUGAAACGUUCAGGUAUUGGAGAUCCAUUACUAUCUUGGAUUAAAAGCUAUUUGACAAACAGAAAACAACGAGCAGUUAUUGAUGGAAACAUGUCUGAUUGGAAAGACGUUGAAGCAGGAGUGCCACAGGGAUCA